Messenger RNA from Saprolegnia diclina VS20, 1016 nucleotides. RefSeq lists its product as hypothetical. The transcript has a single exon. NCBI's taxonomy places the organism in Eukaryota, Oomycota, Saprolegniomycetes, Saprolegniales, Saprolegniaceae. The annotation marks the transcript as partial. The record is from RefSeq and is a predicted model, not a curated record.
ACAACCCCACGAUCGCAUCGGCAAGAGGCGAGCGAGCGACAGAAGCUGGACGGCCAUGGGCCACGACGCGCUGACGAUGACGACGACGCCGCCUGGAGCGACUGCGCCGAGCUCCAUGCUGAGGUCGAUCAGGUCCACCCCGACGAGGUCCGCCUACCACUGCCAUGCGACGCUGAUCGUGCGCCUCACGACCACAGAGACGGUCCAGAUCUCGCUGGCGACGCCACUCGCCGUCGUCGCCGCGGCCGACUACGUGCUCCGGCCCUUGGACGGCGCGUGCGCACGACAGCUGCCAGUGCAAGACGUGGCCAAGGCCGCGGCCACCGUCUCGAAGGCGUAUCGCGCACUCGCCGGCGGCUCCGGGUGGGCCCAACACGCAGCGUCUCUGGUGGCCACGGUCGCCGACUACCCAGUGCUCUGCCCGCAACAACUUUUGUCGCAAGUGAACGCGACGCUCGUCAUGCUCUACGACGUCACGAGCUGCACGUUUGUCAUGCUCUCGACGCGGGACGCGCUCUCGCAACUCGGGAUGCACGCUGCUCCAGUGCCCGCUCAACACGCCACCGUGGUUGAGGCCACCGUGGUCGACGCGGACGACGGCCACCGCGUCGGGCAAAGCGACGCGCAACCGUUCACCCCGUCAGCGCACGAGCGGUCGGUGGCCAUCGCCUUGUUUCUCCCGGUGUACUGCUCGACAAGCCCGCAGUCGUUGCUGGAGAUGAUCCAGAACGACGUGACGACCGGCUUCUUGGCGCACCCGUCCGUUCUCCGCGGCCUCUACAGCUGGGCGUUUGGCCAAGGCUUGCAGCUGGCCCAUUUCGCCGACACGUCGCCUGCACAGCGCACCAUGUUUGACGUCCCGCCGAUGCGUACGCUGGAGGACCUUCAGAGCGCCGUCAAGGGUCUCAAACGUGUUCUCGCCAAGUUUGGCGCUGUCGAGAUGGUCGAGCUCGUCUCCCGCGUCCACGACUUUCUCUGCUCGCUGAUGGGCGACGACCCGAGCGCGGUUGCUGCGC